Molecule: messenger RNA, 882 nt
Organism: Ilex paraguariensis (yerba mate)
Lineage: Eukaryota; Viridiplantae; Streptophyta; Magnoliopsida; Aquifoliales; Aquifoliaceae
Source: the annotation of a GenBank genome assembly
AUGGACAGAUUAGUCUCUCUUCAUGGUACCAUCAAUUCAAGCUGCCCGACAAACUCAAACCUCUUCCGAGAAUACAUUGGUGCAGAGUUCAACAAUGUCAAAUUUUCAGAUGUACCCAUCAACCCCAAUGUUGAAUUUCACUUCAUCCUCGCUUUCGCCAUUGAUUACACCACCUCGUCUUCUCCCUCUCCCACCAAUAGACAAUUCAACAUAUUCUGGGACUCCGAUAAUCUCAGCCCUCCUCAAGUCUCCUCGAUUAAAAGUAAGCAUUCGAAUGUCAAAAUAGCAUUGAGCCUAGGAGGGGACAGUGUUGGCAAUGGUUACACCUACUUCAACCCAUCCUCGGUAGAUUCAUGGGUUUCCAAUGCUGUUUCUUCUCUGACGCAUAUCAUCAAACAGUACAAUUUGGAUGGAAUUGACAUCGACUACGAGCACUUCAAUGCUGAUCCUGAUACCUUUGCUGAGUGUAUUAGGAAGCUUAUAACAAGACUCAAGAACAAUGGUGUUAUCUCAUUUGCUUCCAUAGCUCCAUUCGAUGAUGAUCAAGUCCAGAACCAUUACUUGGCACUUUGGAAGAGUUAUGGACAUCUCAUAGACUAUGUGAACUUCCAAUUUUACGCUUAUGAUGAGGGUAUCACAGUGUCUCAGUUUAAUUACUUUGAGACUCAAAGCUCAAAUUACCGAGGGGGUAAGAUCUUUGCCAGCUUCAGCAGCGAUGGCAGUGGCAGGUUUUCUCCGGCAGAUGGCUUCUUCACUGCCUGCAAUAGGCCCAAAAGUGAGAAAAACCUUCAUGGUAUCUUCGUUUGGUCUGCUGAUGAUUCCAUGCCCGGAGGUUUUAGUUAUGAAAAGCAAUCACAAGCACUAUUAGCAAUCUCCCACUAG